Messenger RNA from Closterium sp. Naga37s-1, 594 nucleotides. The record is from the annotation of a GenBank genome assembly. Lineage: Eukaryota; Viridiplantae; Streptophyta; Zygnematophyceae; Desmidiales; Closteriaceae.
AUGGCCAUCAUGGUCCGCUACAACCUGCAGUCCUCAGGUGCUAGUGCAGUUCUGCAACCGUGUGGCCAUCAUUUGCCAGGGCUUCAUCAACCUCCUUUAAGCGGCCACUAUCCCUCCCGUACUCACCAUCCCUCCCCUGGAUUCAUCAACUUCGUCGUCCCAACGCUGCUCUUCCAUGCCGCUUUUGUCACCUACCCCACCCCCGAAGAGAUCGAAUCCCGAGGCUACCUCCUCAUCUACUCCUCCCAUCCCUCCUCCACUCCUCUCUCCGCCACUCCCCACACCUCCACACCCCUCCGAAGAACCUCUAGUGCUGAUAGAAGCCUGGUGGGUCUGAUUCAUAAUGUGAUUGCUGCGCUUUCUCCCAUGCAUUCGGCUAAUUCGUCUGAGGGAGGAGCAGGAGUCAUGGAGAUUGAUAUGGAAGGGGCGGGUGCUUAUAAGCAGAUGCCGGACAGUGUUGGUGGGGAGGUGGAGGAUCAGCAGCAGGGGCAGCAGAUCCGGGGGCUCAGAUUGACUAGAGCUAGUGAAGCCACUUCCUCCCCCAUCUCCUCUCUCAACCUCCCUCCCCAACAAAGCCAGACAGUCUCACACUAA